Messenger RNA from Guyanagaster necrorhizus, 1090 nucleotides. RefSeq lists its product as uncharacterized. The transcript is spliced from 2 exons. The record is from RefSeq and is a predicted model, not a curated record. Bases 24 to 737 code for a protein of 237 amino acids. NCBI's taxonomy places the organism in Eukaryota, Fungi, Basidiomycota, Agaricomycetes, Agaricales, Physalacriaceae.
UUUUUUCCCCACUACCGUCAACAAUGAAUUCAACAAAACGAUCCCGCCGCAGCGCGACAUCUGUUAUGGCUGGAGCCUUCCAGAUACGUCCCUCUCGCGACGUCCUGACUAGCCUGCUAAAUGGCCUAGGGCCAUAUGCACUCGAAGAAGAGGAAAAUUGGGAGAGCACAUUGAAACAACCUGUGAAAAGUAGUUUUUGGAUGGAGAAGGGUCCGGAGAAGCGAAAGAUGAAGCAUGGCCACUGGGAACGACCACCCGCUGCAUCACCUGCCAAAAGCGCGACGCCGGUAGCACACACACCGACGGUGGCUCUAUCACAGCCUGUCCCUUCCACCUCCUACAGCCGUCCUACCAUCCACAUUACCACCUUGCAACGAUCCCUAUCCAUCACGCCGCCUCCAACAAUGUCGCCGCCUCCGUAUCCUUCCACACCUGGCUCAACUCCUGGGCCGUCUGAUUCGUCGAGCGUUUCCCGUACUUCUUCCAAGAGACCACAUACACCCGACGAUGAUGAAGACCUGCCACGCCUGGUCGCUCCCAGGCCUCCGCGGAAGAAGCGGGUCGCGGUAAAGAAGGGCUGGAAGGGCUGGGUCGAGGUUGACGAGUCGCGCGAGCUACCGGUGUCCGAUAAGCUCAUUAACCUUGACCGUCCACAAGCAUAUGCCGACAGGCGGACGCGUAGCGGCAAGCAGUUUGACGGCAUUGUGGGUGAUGGCUGGGUACACAUGCUCCACUGACUAGUUGGUUCAUCACUAUCGUUAAAGCAUUCUCGCCCAAAAAACCAUCUGUCUUCUUCAUUCGGCCACCUCGUCGAGGCCGUCCACAUGCUCUCAUUUUCAUGAGGCCUAUGCCUAUUCUUUCCGUUCACAUUUCCGGGUUUUUGGUGCACUGGCGUAUCUAUCGAUCUCCCUUCACAUUUAUACCUUUCAUGGAUCUCGACCCUCGUUCUCCAUAUCGAUUGAUUGUAUUUCAAGUUUCACCUGUUGCGCUGCUCGUUCCCAUUGGUCUUUUCCAUUGUUCUGGUUGUUUCAUCCAUUGUAUGUAGUAGUUGCUAUCAUAAAUCGGUUUAGAAUAGAGCUGUUUGAUGCGU